Camelina sativa (false flax) is the source of this 1104-nucleotide messenger RNA. RefSeq names its product calcineurin B-like protein 3. The record is from RefSeq and is a predicted model, not a curated record. Gene Ontology annotation, biological process: calcium-mediated signaling. Gene Ontology annotation, molecular function: calcium ion binding; kinase binding. Lineage: Eukaryota; Viridiplantae; Streptophyta; Magnoliopsida; Brassicales; Brassicaceae.
UCGGCUUCCUCGUGAUAAAUCUCGUGUGUGUAUUUUUUCCGGGAAAAUCGCGAUUGGAAAAUUUUAAAAUUUAAGAGAUUGAGAAAUGAAGCAAACCAAUUAAAAUCAAAUCCGCUGUGAAUUUAUCAUCGGUAGCUGAUAGAUCCAUGAGCUGAAUUACCAGCUUUAUAUAACGAGAUGAACUCUUGAGUUUGUUGUUUGUUGUAUCUGAAUCCGAACGAUUUGGAAUCUAAAAACUCGCUGGAUCGCUUUUUUUUCUUCUUCUUCUUCCCAUAAACGUCGUUUAAAUCACUUUGUGCGUUUCAUUUCGCGACUAGAUUCAGGAUUCUUUUAAGGUGUAUAAAGCAUUGCCUUUUUGACAAACCAGGAAAUGGUUAAAAGACAUGGGGAGUAUUGAUUCACGAGAGGUAUCAUGUCGCAGUGCGUAGACGGUUUCAAGUAUGUGUGCUCCUCUUUUUUCCGGUGUUUUGAUAUCGAUAUAUACAAACAAUCUGGAGGCAUUGGAGACCCUGAACUGCUUGCCAGAGAGACAGUUUUUAGCGUGAGUGAGAUAGAGGCUCUCUAUGAGCUGUUUAAGAAAAUCAGCAGUGCUGUGAUUGACGAUGGGCUAAUUAACAAGGAAGAGUUUCAGUUAGCCUUGUUCAAGACAAAUAAAAAAGAGAGCUUGUUUGCAGACCGGGUAUUCGAUUUAUUUGACACAAAGCAUAAUGGAAUACUGGGGUUCGAGGAGUUUGCUCGUGCUCUCUCUGUCUUUCAUCCAAAUGCUCCUAUAGAAGACAAGAUUGACUUUUCGUUUCAGCUAUAUGAUCUUAAGCAGCAAGGUUUCAUCGAGAGGCAGGAGGUGAAGCAAAUGGUGGUGGCUACUCUUGCUGAGUCCGGCAUGAACCUGUCAGACGAAAUCAUAGAGAGUAUAAUCGACAAGACAUUUGAGGAAGCUGACACAAAACACGAUGGGAGGAUCGAUAAGGAAGAGUGGAGGAUCCUUGUUCUUAGGCAUCCUUCUCUUCUAAAGAACAUGACCCUCCAGUAUCUCAAGGAUAUCACGACUACAUUUCCGAGCUUUGUGUUCCACUCGCAGGUGGAAGAUUCCUGAGAAAAAAAAAA